Alternaria ventricosa is the source of this 3552-nucleotide messenger RNA. RefSeq lists its product as uncharacterized. The transcript is spliced from 3 exons. Lineage: Eukaryota; Fungi; Ascomycota; Dothideomycetes; Pleosporales; Pleosporaceae. Gene Ontology annotation, biological process: sister chromatid cohesion. The record is from RefSeq and is a predicted model, not a curated record. Gene Ontology annotation, molecular function: chromatin binding. Bases 1 to 3552 code for a protein of 1183 amino acids. Gene Ontology annotation, cellular component: chromatin; nucleus; cohesin complex.
AUGAGCGCGACCGAAUCACCCUCGGGGACUGAUCAAGUCGCAUCUUCGGCCGCGCGACGCAAAUCCGGACGCGUAUCCAAGCGACCAGCCAGAUUCGCGCCAGGCGCAAGUCCAACCGGCAGCACGAAGCGCAAGCGCGGCGACGACAACGACAGCGGAGUCGACGCGACGGAGCCGCCGUCUGAUGAUGAGUCUGAGGAGAGCAGCGAAGACGAGCCAGAUGAGGAGGAACUGAAAGAGCGCAGGCGCAGGAACAAGGCCAAGGCUUCUGCGCGCAAACCCGCAUCCAAGAAGGCAAAGACAAACGGCGAGAGUGUCAGUCUCGCGAUUCGGCCCGCCAGCAAUGCGACCAAGAAGACGUCUAAGCGGCCGCGAAAGGCGCCUGUGCGCAAGAGCGCGCUGCCCGAUGAGACCGAAGGACUAUAUGCCGAUGUGUUUGCCAGCGGAGACCGACUCGAGGAUGUCGCUGCACGAUGGGUCGCGCGCUUCAACGAGCAUGAAGCAAAAGCUGUGGCUGAGAUCGUCAACCUGGUGCUGCAAGCUUCAGGCUGCGAUCUGCGGAUAAAUGAAGACGACAUAGCAGAUCCAGACAACGCGCCAAACCGCGUAGCCGAGAUUCAAGAAGAAUUCCAGCAGUACGAAGUCACAGAGUACCCGCUGAUUGCCAAGGCCAAAGACGGCGGAGGCAAUGCUUUCAGGAACGCGCUACAGGGCUUCUUCAUCACUCUCAUACAAACCGCUGCGCAGUCAGGCCUCCUGUAUGAGAGCGCAGAGCUUAUCGAGAACAUCUCGGUGUGGCUGGGCGCCAUGUCCUCGACCGGCAACCGUCCCUUCCGUCACACAAGCACGGUUGCUUCGUUAGCCAUCACGACUGCACUAGCCCAAGUUGCCGCAGAUCUCGUCGAGAACACAGCAAAGCGCGUUCGUCAAAGCGAAGCGGAAGCCAAGAAGUCUAGAGUCAACAAAGCACGUGUCUCCGCGGCGGACCACGAGAUAGAAGAGUACAACCAGAAGCUAGAGUUUGUGGGAGGGCAGCUAGAUGAUUGGUUCGCCGCAGUCUAUGUCCAUCGUUAUCGCGACGUGGAUCCUAAGAUUAGGGUAGACAGUGUGGUAGCGCUGGCAGACUGGAUCAUCGCAUACCCCGACAAAUUCUUCGAUGGCACGAAACUUCGCUACCUGGGCUGGGUUCUCUCAGAUCCAAAUCCAUCGACACGCAUAGAGGUGCUCCACCAGCUCGCGCGACUCUUCAAAGAUGAAAGUAAAUUGGCGGGGCUGAAGACCUUCACGGAACGCUUUCGACCACGUAUUGUUGAGAUGGCCACGCACGACGCCGAGGUCAAUGUGCGUGCUGCGGCCGUAGACUUGCUCGACAUUCUUCGCGAGGCAGGCUUCCUAGAGCCUGAUGACAUCGAUUCCGUCGGUAAACUCAUCUUCGACUCCGAUGCAAAGGUCCGCAAGGCUGUGGUAGGCUUCUUCGCUGAGAACGUCAACGCCGCAUAUGAGGCCACCGUAGAAGACAUGGGAGGCGAAGAAGCUCUCAAUGAAGCCUUGGCGCCAGCCGACGAAGAGGAGGAAGAAUACCACAACCCCCGGCUGGAAUGGCUGAAAUUGAAAUGCCUCGUCGAUCAGCUGCUCUCAUACGAUGAAGACGAGGUUGAGCUCCCUUCACAGAUCCAACGCAUGUCUCCUGGCACAGAAUUGGAGCUGAUUGCCAAAGGAAUUGAGACUCGCUGCUCGCUCGCGGCUCAAGCGCUGUACGACGUUGUUCCCGAAAUUCGAUCAUGGGAGGUUGUAGCUGGCUAUCUCCUCUACGACCAUUCUCAGACUGCGCAGGACGAGAACGAGGAUCCCGAAAUCAUGCUUCGCCAAACAUGUCGGCUCGAAGAGAAGCACGAGACUGUUCUCCUGGACAUUCUGAGUGCUGUGGUCCGUAUUCGGCUACAGCGCUUCGCAGACAUGCAGAAAGAUAAGAAGAAGACCAAGACGCAGCGCGAGAGCGACAAGGAAGAGCAGUCAGACAUGGCUCGGCGGCUUUCCUUGCUCAUUCCUCAGCUUCUGAAGAAGUUCGGCGCCUUACCCGAAACUGCAGCAUUGUGUCUUCAAUUGGAGCGUGAGCUCAACCUCGAUGUAUUUGAGGAGUUACGGCAGAAUGCUGCUCUUGCAACCCUGCUUGACGACAUCAACAAACAGUUCCUCACCCAUCACAACGAGCGCGUCCUUGGAGAAGCUAUCAAGUCUAUACUCCACGCCCAAGAGAGCGAGGAGUUACGAGAAACCGUGGAUCUCAAGGUGCAAGCGCUUUGGGAUGACCUGAUCAACACGUUCGACGCGCUCCGACGAGACAAGGAUUUCUCCGUGCGAGGUAAUCUUGAUGAGAAUGUUCUUCGUGGGGUAUCCAAUGUCGUACUGAAGAUGUCGCAACUAGCAGUUGUCUCGAACGCUAUUUUGCUUGAACAGAUUGUUACUCCUGCAAAGUCGAAAGGCAAGGGGAAGAAAGCCGCCCUGAACACGCCACCCGUCGACUCAGUACUGCAGAUAAUCGAGCGCGGAGUAGUGGUCGAUGAGGCAGACGCAGAAGUUGAGGAGGCAGACGACACUCUUGUCAGCCAUGCAAUCUACUUAAUGUUCGGAUACUUCAUGUGGAAGUGCAAGGCUUGCACUAUUCAUGUUGAAGAAGGUACCAGCAUGCCUGAAGACGAACUCAUGGCCUUGGUCGAGCGAAGAGAUAACUGCGUCACAUUACUGAUGAAAAUCAUGGAGGGUCGAAAAGGCACAUCAGAAGUACGACUAAACGCGACGAACCUUUUCCUAGACAUACACACCAUGUUUUGCAACCUCAGGGUCAAGAAGGAGAGGAUGGUGAAGACGCCCAAGAAGACGCAGGGUCGCGGCUCAAAUGCAGCCAACGACGACUGGGAAGCUCUCUGUCGCGACAUCGAUGGCAACACUACGAAACUCAUCCUCCAGAUCCUUACGACUUGGGAGAACUAUCUGGCCAAGCUCACUCACAAGCGCCUAGAAGAGCCAGACAUUGAUGAUGAACCUAUCGAUCCGGACGACGAGCCUGAAAGUGACGAAGAAGAUGCUGCGGACGAGCAUGGUGUAUCCGAAAAGCAAGUGCGCGCCCUUCUAGUAGACGAUCAGUUCUGCCGGUUCGGCGCCCGCAUUGUACAGGCAAUACAUGCCGGAGCCCUCGACAGCGAUGGUUCAGACGCAGUGCGCAAGCGUCUCGAGCGUAACAGAUCGAAGCUCACGCCAACCUGGAGAGAGGUUGUGAACCAUCUCGAUGCCUCCAAACUGCGCAAAGUCACUAAGAAGAUAUCAAAGCCGGCUAAGCCGAAUGCCACAUCGGCUAAGAGCGCAGAAGUAGUUGAGCUAGAUAGCGACGAUGAAGAAGAGCAGGAGCACGAACAGGAGGUUCCUGGUGACGGGAUUGAGGAUGAAGAGAUGGCUGAUGGCGAUGCCGAGCAGACUAAUGGUGUGGAGCCAAUUGCGAAUGGUGAAGAAGAUGCCGAAGUUAAUGGUGACGAGGAGAGCAUUCUCGGCGAUUGA